Molecule: messenger RNA, 1974 nt
Organism: Anopheles stephensi (Asian malaria mosquito)
Lineage: Eukaryota; Metazoa; Arthropoda; Insecta; Diptera; Culicidae
Exons: 3
Coding region: 1-1950 (649 amino acids)
Source: RefSeq, a predicted model, not a curated record
AUGGACAGCGGCGUUCAGACGAGCCGUACAAUGCGCUUGUCGUGGAUGUGCGGUUUUAGAAAUUGGCUAGUGUCGCUACUGCUACUACUACUAUCGGUAGGUCACAUUCCAGCGUGGACACUGUCCGCAUCAGCUGCGGACGAGUUGCUCGUACGUGCCACCGCUGCAAUAGUGCAGCAGUACUACACAACAACCACCAGCAAACAGCUAUACCUGCGCUGGGAGAACACCUCAGCCCUGAUCGAUCAGAUACUGAAGCGGACCGCUACCCAUCUAACAGUGCUGAUCGAAUCAAACCUGCAGAGCAGUACGGCCGACCAUUUGUCGCCCUCGCUCGGGCGACACCAACAGUUGCGCGUACUGAACCUAGUGAUAGUAGCCGAUUACGAGGGCUUCAGACGUGUAGCGGACGGGUUUAACGAUGAGCUGUUUGACUUUUCCGGUCUCUACACGGUGCUGAUAGCAGCGCCAGCUGAACAUCGGCUCGAAACAGCGGGCGCCAUACUACGCACCCUCUGGGCACUGUACAUUGUCAAUGCGAUCGUCCUGAUAGGACCACCGUCGGACGAGACAAUCGCCAACGGGGUACGACUCUACACGUACUUCCCGUACGGUGAAGGAUACUGCGAACGCGCCCUGCCGGUCGUGUGGAACGUGUACCAACCGGACGUUGGGUUUGUCCAUCCCGACCGUGUCCUGUUUCCACGCAAGCUGCGCAACUUCUACAACUGCCCACUGGUGGUCGCCACGUUCCCCGUCUUUCCUUUCAUCAUCCCGAACCCAACGGCUGGUGUGGGCAAUGAGUUGGAAGGUAUUGAAGGCACCCUGUUGCGUACGCUGAUGCAGCGAUUAAACUUUCGACUGCAGGUAGCCUUCGUCGAUCCACCCGACUGGGGAACGGCAGGACCACGGGAUCAAGCAACCGGUGCCUCAGCUUACAUUCGUCAUCUACGAGCGAACCUUACCAUCGGUUACUGGGCGACUACUUUGCACCGGAACCGGUAUAUGGCGAACAGCUUCAACUACUACACCUCCCAGCUAGUGCUGGCUAUCGCACCUGGCGAACCCUACACAUCGCUGGAGCUACUCCGCUUCCCAUUCGCUACCCCCAUCUGGUCCCUGCUGUUUGUCUCACUCACCGUCGGUCUAGCUGUGAUCGGAGUACUACGCCACAGAGGUUCCAAAGCUCUGCAGCGUCUAGUGCUCGGCCGAACCCCAGCUAGCGCAUGGCCGGGCAUGUUAAACGUACUGCUGGGCGGUUCCAUAGCUCGUCCACCAACGCGCAACUUUGCCCGUACACUCCUCUUCUGGUGGCUCGCCGGUACCCUUGUGCUGCGCAGCGCCUACACCGGCUCAAUGUUCCGGUUUCUGCAGGCGGGGCGUAACCAUACGGUGCCGGCCGGUAUACCGAGCCUGAUAGCGGCCGGAUACAGGCUGUACAUGUAUCGCAACUACAGCUUCAUCUUCGACGCCUACCCACACAUCCAGCAGCACAUGCACCUGGUGACGGCGCAACAGUUCCGCGAAGUCAUCGUGGACGAGCUGCAGAUAGCUGGUGCACCACUGAGCGUGCUGUUGCCGCUCGAAACCGUCACCUUUCUCAAUCGGAAUCUGACGCGCGAGGGACAGCUACUUCGCAUCAGCCGGGACCGGGUGUACGUCGCCAAGUUGGCCAUCUACACGCAGCGUACGUCCCCGCUGCUCGGACCACUCAACAAGAUGCUCGAGAUAUUCGUCUCGUCCGGAUUGCUCAACCGGUGGGCCGGUCAGUACCAUCAGCUACAGUUUCUAGCCGAUCCUUACCGCUACCGGGGUAGGCAGCAGAUUGCGCUUACCGACAUGGUGGGUGCAUUUAUCAUUCUGCUCAUCGGACUCGGUAUAAGCUCGGUCGUGUUUAUCGCAGAGUUGAUGCUAGAUGCAACAAAGGUGGGAACUCAUGCUACCAACUAAUGGCACUGGUAUCGUGCGUGUGAU